UAUAAGAAGGGCACAUAUCCAGAGGCGAACUAGCUUGGCUGGGCAACAAUGUCGGAUCAACAGCGAACUGGUGCUGAUCCAGUGGACUAUGAGAUCAAAAGGACGCGAUUUCAGAUUGGUGCUUCUCAAACUGGUGAAGGCCCAUCGGAAGUUAAGACUGAUACUCAGGAUGGUCAACAGGAAGCAAAACAAAAGUUCCAAGUAUAUGUCAACGCCCUGAAACGAGACCUGGAGGCCGUCGAGGAAAAACUACAGAACCUGCAACAAGCUAUUAAUGUAGAUGGAGGUGGAACCGUCCGCUUCAAAGGUCUUGAGGUGUCAUUAUCGGCCAUCUUUGUUGUUGAGUCCUCCAGGAAGGCCGAGGAUGUCGUGAAGUACAAGGUGAAUUUCAAUAAUGGUGAGGACUACCCAGCUAAACCACCAUCAGUCGUCUGGCAGAACUGUCCGGUGGAACCAGAGCCCAAACUCGAGCGUAUUUCAUCAACAAAGCUGGCCGAUGCACUAACUGAAGUGAAAAAUGUGAUCGUGAGGGACCACGGAAAAGGCAAGAAGAAAUCCAAAAUGACUUGAAAGGGCAAGAAGAAAUCCAACCGCGAUGGUAAGGAUUGAAAUCACAUUUCCACCUGUGUUUGUGUCUCCUCUACAUUGAUCAUCAUUAGCCGCACUGUAUGAUCCUGCGAGGCAAUAUGUUUAUGAUUCCCCGAACUCCAUCAUUUAUUCUGUAAUAAUUCGUGGCAAGGAUCAAUG
Molecule: messenger RNA, 747 nt
Organism: Triticum dicoccoides
Lineage: Eukaryota; Viridiplantae; Streptophyta; Magnoliopsida; Poales; Poaceae
Exons: 6
Coding region: 49-570 (173 amino acids)
Source: RefSeq, a predicted model, not a curated record